Messenger RNA from Solanum lycopersicum (tomato), 1940 nucleotides. Its product is annotated as pentatricopeptide repeat-containing protein At3g06430, chloroplastic. The record is from RefSeq and is a predicted model, not a curated record. Gene Ontology annotation, molecular function: mRNA binding; protein binding. NCBI's taxonomy places the organism in Eukaryota, Viridiplantae, Streptophyta, Magnoliopsida, Solanales, Solanaceae.
UAUUUGAAAAAGAAAUUGAAUGUUUAAUUGAGAAGAAAAUGGCGACCAAUUCUAUUUCUUUAUCUUCUUCAUCUUCACUCUUUCUCUCUCCUCUAAUUCAUCCCGCCGGCGGUAACAUUCGUCGUCUUUUCGACUUCCGGCGGCCACUCAUCGCCGUAAUAUGUUGCCGUGCUUCUUCUUCAGUUGCAUUUCCGAAGAAAAAGCACUGGAAACAAGGGGAAUACCCAGGAUUCACUGAACAAUCUGGUUUUAAAAACAAUAAGAGAACGCCCAUUAAGAAUAUUAAGAAAAAAUUGGAUAGAAAGAGUAAUGCUAAAGCUUGGGUUAAUACUAUUACUGAAGCUCUUUCUGAGUAUAUUGAGAAAAAACAAUGGGUUCAAGCUCUUGAGGUAUUUGAAAUGCUAAAGGAACAACCCUUUUAUCAAUCGAAAGAGAGUACAUAUAUGAAGCUUCUUGUACUUCUUGGGAGAUGCGGGCAACCAGGGAAAGCACAACAACUUUUUGAUACAAUGAUUGAAGAGGGAUUGGAUCCCACACCAGAAUUCUAUACAGCCUUGGUUGGUGCUUACUGUAGAAGCAACAUAAUUGACAAGGCAUUUACGAUUCUACAACGGAUGAUUGAGCUCCCUUAUUGUCAGCCAAAUGUUUAUACAUACAGUAUAUUAAUUAAGGCAUGUGUGGAUGCAUCCCGGUUUGAUCUGGUUGACUCUCUUUAUGAACAAAUGGCUGAACGUUCCAUAGUUCCUAACACUGUCACCCAAAAUAUAGUCUUGAGUGGUUACGGGAGAGCAGGGAAAUAUGAAGAGAUGGAGAAAGUGCUUUCGGGUAUGCUUGAGAGCACAGACAGCAGACCUGAUAUAUGGACAAUGAACACAAUCCUGAGCUUAUUUGGCAACAAGGGGCAAGUUGAAAUGAUGGAGAGAUGGUAUGAGAAGUUUUGUAGUUUCGGUAUUGAGCCAGAGACACGAACAUUUAAUAUCCUUAUUAGUGCUUAUGGGAAGAAAAGAAUGUACGAUAAGAUGUCAUCGGUGAUGGAGUACAUGCGUAAACUUUCAUUUCCUUGGACAACAUCGACUUACAACAACGUCAUCGAAGCGUUUUCAGAUAUAGGGGAUGCUAAGCAUAUGGAGUACACAUUUGAUCAAAUGCGUGCUGAAGGCGUUAAAGGUGACACCAAGACUUUUUGCUGUCUCAUUAGAGGAUAUGCAAAUGCAGGCCUUUUUCCUAAGGUGAUCAACGCUGUCCAAUUAGCUGGGAAGUUGGAGAUCCCUGAAAACAAUUCCUUUUUCAGUUCUGUUAUUUAUGCUUGUGCAAAGGCAGAGGACUUAUUGGAGAUGGAGAGAGUUUUCAAGCGAAUGAAAGAUAAGGGAUUCCGACCAGAUGACACAACUUACACUGUUAUGGCUGAGGCAUAUAGAAAGGAAGGAAUGACAGACAAAGUCUAUGAUUUAGAGCAAGAAAAGCGGAUGAUGUCUGCCUCAGAUUCCUGCGACAGCCAAGAUAAGCUAGAGCUAAUGCCUACUUGAGAACUAAAUAUGAAAUUUAAUUUAACAAUGCAUUGGAGCACCAAAGCUACAUCUUCAGUGUUUUCAGCAGAGCUGUAGAUUGAUAAGAUCACUCAGUUGUCUGCUUGGAGCGGGUAACUAUCCUUGUCACCAAGUUUACGAGAAGGUGAAUCUAAGCCUUGCACGAAUGGAUCACUUUUACUGUAUCAUUGUAAAGCUCAAUCUUUUAUCGUGUGGUAUUGCCAUGUUUGUUCUCUAACUCUGUAUCAGGUGUGACUUCUUUUCCUAAAUAGAGAGAGCUAUUAUGGCAAGAAUGCUACAUUCGAUGUUCCAAGCAGGUUCUGCUGCCCUUUUACUUUUUGGUUUUUGCCUUUUACUGUUAAAAUACCAAUUCAGCUUUGACUAUUGUUUAUUAUAUGAUGGAUUCCUAGACUA